CGCCCCUCAAUUAUCUUGCAGUGCAGGGGGCGUGGUUCUAGAGAGGGCGGGCCCGCGCACGCGCUGUGUGUGAGUUUUGGGGUUCCGGAAAUGUGACUCUGAGAAAUGAGAUGGAGAAGUACGAGCGGAUCCGAGUGGUGGGCAGAGGUGCCUUCGGGAUUGUUCACCUGUGCCUUCGCAAGGCUGACCAGAAGCUGGUGAUCAUCAAGCAGAUCCCAGUGGAGCAGAUGACCAAGGAAGAGAGGCAGGCAGCCCAGAAUGAGUGCCAGGUCCUCAAGCUGCUCAACCACCCCAAUGUCAUUGAGUACUACGAGAACUUCCUGGAGGACAAGGCUCUCAUGAUCGCCAUGGAAUAUGCACCAGGUGGCACCCUGGCUGAGUUCAUCCAGAAGCGCUGUAAUUCCCUGCUGGAGGAGGAGACCAUCCUGCACUUCUUUGUGCAGAUCCUGCUGGCGCUGCAUCACGUGCACACCCACCUCAUCCUGCACCGGGACCUCAAGACCCAAAACAUCCUUCUAGACAAACACCGCAUGGUCGUCAAGAUUGGUGACUUCGGCAUCUCCAAGAUCCUUAGCAGCAAGAGCAAGGCCUACACGGUGGUGGGUACUCCAUGUUACAUUUCCCCUGAACUGUGUGAGGGCAAGCCCUACAACCAGAAGAGUGACAUCUGGGCCCUGGGCUGUGUCCUAUAUGAGCUGGCCAGCCUCAAGAGGGCCUUUGAGGCUGCGAACCUGCCAGCGCUGGUGCUGAAGAUCAUGAGCGGCACCUUUGCGCCCAUCUCUGACCGGUACAGCCCUGAGCUGCGCCAGCUGGUUCUGAGUCUUCUCAGCCUGGAGCCUGCACAGCGGCCACCGCUCAGCCACAUCAUGGCGCAGCCCCUCUGCAUCCGGGCGCUCCUCAACCUCCACACCGACCUGGGCAGCGUCCGCAUGCGGAGGGCAGAGAAGCCCCUGGCCACUGGGCCACCCAUGGCCCCCGGCAGCACAGGGGGCAGGACCACCAGUGGCCGUUGCAGAGGUGUUCCCCGGGGACCUGCCCGGCCGGCCAUUCCGCCGCCCCUGUCAUCGGUGUACGUGUGGGGUGGCGGGCUCAGUGUGCCGCUGCGGCUGCCAAUGCUCAACACAGAGGUGGUCCAGGUGGCAGCGGGGCGCACGCAGAAGGCUGGCGUCACGCGCUCUGGGCGCCUCAUACUUUGGGAGGCCCCGCCCCUAGGCGCUGGAGGGGGCCCCCUCCUCCCUGGGGCGGUGGAGCAGCAGCAGCCCCAGUUCAUCUCCCGUUUCCUGGAGGGCCAGUCGGGUGUGACUAUCAAGCAUGUGGCCUGUGGGGACCUCUUCACGGCCUGCCUGACUGACCGAGGCAUCAUCAUGACCUUUGGCAGUGGCAGCAAUGGGUGCCUAGGCCAUGGCAGCCUCAAUGACAUCAGCCAGCCCACCAUUGUGGAGGCCCUGCUGGGCUAUGAGAUGGUGCAGGUGGCCUGUGGGGCGUCUCAUGUGCUGGCCUUGUCCACUGAGCGAGAACUAUUUGCCUGGGGCCGCGGAGAUGGUGGCCGGCUGGGACUAGGCAACAGGGAGUCCCACAGCUGCCCCCAGCAGGUACCCAUGCCCCCAGGACAGGAAGCCCAGCGGGUUGUAUGUGGCAUUGACUCCUCCAUGAUCCUCACUGUGUCCGGCCAAGCCCUGGCCUGUGGGAGCAACAGGUUCAACAAGCUGGGCCUGGACCAUCUCUCCCUAGGGGAGGAGCCUGCCCCACACCAGCAAGUGGAGGAGGCCCUGAGCUUCACACCACUAGGUUCUGCACCCCUGGACCGCGAGCCCCUGCUGAGCGUGGACCUGGGCACUGCUCAUUCAGCUGCUGUAACUGCCUCUGGUGACUGCUAUACAUUCGGCAGCAAUCAGCAUGGGCAGCUGGGUACCAUCGCUCGCCGGGUCAGCCGGGUACCUUGUCAAGUCCAAGGCCUCCAGGGAAUCAAGAUAGCAAUGGUGGCCUGUGGGGAUGCCUUCACUGUGGCCAUUGGGGCAGAAAGUGAAGUGUACUCUUGGGGCAAAGGGGCCCGAGGUCGACUGGGAAGGAGGGAUGAGGAUGCUGGACUCCCUAGGCCAGUGCAGCUGGAUGAGACACACCCCUACACAGUGACUUCUGUGUCCUGUUGCCAUGGAAACACUCUCCUGGCUAUCCGCCCGGUCACAGAUGAGCCAGUCCCUCCUUGAGGCACCUGGAUACACCUCUGGACGACCCUGAUAUUGCUUCUCCUGUAAAUGUUCUUGAAAAGUGCCUCAGGCAUGACCAGCCCCCUGGAUUGUAUCAUCAAUGGGGUAUAAGAACCAGUAAAGCCCCUGCUCUGCCUUUGGCCCUGGAUAUGUAAAACUCAACCCACCCUACUCCCCCAACGUCCCUCUUUCCCCUCCCCACCCCUUCUUAUCUUUAGUCAACGUCCCCAGGGUUCAGCCUGGCUAGAGUUGGAGGCCAGACGUAACUUUUGGAAGCAGGGAGGUCUCCAGAGCCUCUGCAGAAAAAGGCUGGAGGUAGCUGUGGCUCCACCUAGAUGCUGCCCUUUCCCCCAGCCCAGUUUGAAAAUAAGUCGCAGGUGUCUACUGGGAGCGCAGCUCAGUGCUUUGGAGUAAGGCAAGCUGGGGCCUGCCUGUUCUGGCCAUUCCAGAGGCCUAGCCCCUGCAUUGCCUGGGGCAGGGAGGUCCCGGGAGUGCUACCACCUGCCCCCACUCCUAUAUCCUGAGGCAGGGGUUUACACAAUCUGAGUGCCUCCCUUCCCCUGGGGGAGUGCAUGGGCUGCAGUAUACUGCAGAGGACAUCCCUGCUGAAGGUUGCCCUUCACCCCAUGCCAUUCCCCCAAAGCACGUUGGGAGAAAGGGUAGCUGGCUGGACCAGACUAGUUUCCCAGAUGACUGGGAAAUAGCGCCAAUAAAAAAUCAGCUGCC
Lagenorhynchus albirostris (white-beaked dolphin) is the source of this 2933-nucleotide messenger RNA. RefSeq names its product NIMA related kinase 8 (gene NEK8). NCBI's taxonomy places the organism in Eukaryota, Metazoa, Chordata, Mammalia, Artiodactyla, Delphinidae. Bases 111 to 2207 code for a protein of 698 amino acids. Gene Ontology annotation, biological process: protein phosphorylation. Gene Ontology annotation, molecular function: protein kinase activity; ATP binding. The record is from RefSeq and is a predicted model, not a curated record. The transcript is spliced from 15 exons.